Rhagoletis zephyria (snowberry fruit fly) is the source of this 912-nucleotide messenger RNA. The record is from RefSeq and is a predicted model, not a curated record. NCBI's taxonomy places the organism in Eukaryota, Metazoa, Arthropoda, Insecta, Diptera, Tephritidae.
AUGGAGCUCGAUAUUCUCAAGUCCGGCUCGGAAGCGGUGAUCUUGACACUGACCGGCGUCGAUCCCAACAGCACCAUCCAGGAUGUCAAGAGGAAGAUUGCGUUUCAAAAACGCGCCAUUUACCCGGAGCGUCAAUCGCUUCGUUUGGAGUCCAGAGGAAGGUCUCUCGAUGACAAGGUUGUCAUCAGCAGCCUGAAUCUGAACCGCGGCCGUGUCUUGUACCUGAAGGAUCUGGGUCCUCAGAUCGGCUGGAGCACGGUGUUUCUCGCCGAGUACGCCGGUCCCCUGCUCGCCUACAUGAUCUCCUUCACUCGACCCUAUUGGCUGUACGGCAAUAAUGCCGACCUGCCGAUGAGCUAUGUCGUCAAGAUCGCCGCCGCCUGCUGGACUCUGCACUACUCAAAGCGUAUUUACGAAACCAUCUUUGUGCAUCGUUUCUCCCACUCUACGAUGCCAAUUAUGAAUCUGUUCAAAAACUGCGCAUACUACUGGGGCUUCGCCUUCUACAUUGGCUACUUUGUCAAUCACCCCCUCUACACUGAGCCUUUCUUCGGAAAAGUGCAGGUCUACCUCGGCCUCAUUUCUUUCCUGCUGAACGAGUACGGCAACUACUCGAUUCACGUUGCUCUGCGUGACCUGCGUCCGCCAGGAUCCACUGAGCGAAAAAUUCCGAUGCCCACUAAAAAUCCUUUCACCUUUCUCUUCCGCUACGUUUCUUGCCCCAACUACGCCUACGAGUGGUACUCCUGGGCCUCCUUCAGCAUCAUGACCCAAACUCUGCCCGCUGCUAUCUUCACCGCUGUCGGUUUCUAUCAAAUGGCUGUUUGGGCGCUGGGAAAGCACCGCAACUACAAGAAGGAAUUCCCCAACUACCCUAAACGACGAACCGCCAUCGUGCCGUUUUUGCUGUAA